CGCAGAUUUGACAAUAAGAAACAAAUUGAUACUUCAGAUUGUUUGGGAAACGGUCAGCUGCCAGGGACUUUGUCUUCGCGUUAAGAAGCUAUUAGAGAAGGUAUGGGAAGUUUUUAACCCGAGGCAAGAAUAUUUCUAAAUUUUAAUUCAGUGUGGUUCUAUAAAGUUCUCUUAAUAAACUUGAAGUACAAUUGAUCUACACGUGCAGGUUCCAUAUAUCUCUCUCUGAGGAUAACUGUAUGUGCUAUUCUCUAUUGGAGGUUCUCCCGGUCUCCAUCUGCGCCUGAAUGAAAGCAGCGAAGUGAAAACCAAUACGGAUAUAGUGAACUGGUUACCUCUAUAUCAGCUUCAUUAUUGAUAGGGAGUUUAAGCAGAGAACAUGGCACGUUAUUCAGCCCGAGAAAAAGAUAGGAAAUGGCAGUGAAUACGAUAAUUUUGGAUUAUAUUCUGGAUUAACAGUUAAGGAUAGUACAAGUUAAAGAGAACGUUGACAGAUAGAAACAAAGUAGUUAGAAAAACGUCAACUUUGGAGUACAAACUUUCUGACGUUUACAAAUAAACAAAAACAACUUGAUAUAUUACAAAGUUAACACGAUGGAGUUUAAUACAGCAAAACUGCUCAUGUUGGUGACAUUGGCAUAUUACGCAGAUGCUACGUGUACCUUCCCCGAGAGUUGGCGAGGCCGAUGGCGAAUGCAUACACAAGUAGUGGAUAUCACAGAGGAAUCGUGGACGGUGGCGUCUGAGCUGGAAGCAACAUGCUUGGAGCAGAAAAACUCAUAUUAUCUACUGAAGGAGGAACGAGAAGGAACGCCACCUUGCUGGAAAUGCCUUCACAUAACACCCAGACAUACCAACAUUUUGCAGUAUAAAGCUAGUUUUUGUGAACCAAACCCUAGUACCUUCAACCACUUAUGCUAUCAAAAGGUCGACACGUAUAGUGUUCUAACGACAAUGGUUAGAGAAAACGGUGAAACAGUUCCGUGUCCAUUCCAUGGUGCUUUCAAGUUUAGCUACAUGAACCUUUCCGGGGAAUGUGGCGAUCCAAUGUCUUCUAUGACGGCAUGUGCGAAGACAUCUAUGUUUGAAAUGAACUUCAAAAGGUGCAAUGGAAUCCCAGAUUCAUACGAAAGAGAGACACAUCUGCAUUGUUUGGCAACGUGGAAAGAUGGCGAUGAUUACAUGUACGCAAAGAUUGUAGGGGACGGAUUCACAGACCCUAACUUACAGCACAGAUGUUUCAGAUACAAUAAGCAGAUGGGGUCUAGUAAUGUCAAGCUGGCUAUGUCUGCGGAUGCUACCUGUUAUUCGAUGAACGACCCUUCAGACUUAUACAUGGAGGAGAGAGAGUUCACGUUGACCAGAGAUCCCUUCAAAUGGCCAACAUCUGAAUGCUCAUUUCCAACAUGGGCAACGAAGCGAGCAUGGAAGUCACUGUCAGGCAAACAUAUAUUGAAGGCCGACGAGGAGCGCCAGAACUUCAGGGUUCAUCUGAGGACCGCUUCGGGCAGACGUGGGGAUGUUCAGGGCUUGCUCAGAUGCGUGGAGAAAUACCAAGCUAGAAACAAUGAUAAGAUGUUCACCUUUGUCGGUUAUGCGGUCUCUGGAUGCACAACGCAAUUCCAAUGUAUUCGACUACACAAACGGAGCAAACACGUCCUAGAGGUGCAAAAGGGCCGACUAUACGAGAGCAAAGACCAUGCUGUGGGGGAAUGCCAAGAUUUCCAAGCUAUUGAUACCGAAAUAUUAUAUGUUGCUCCUCCCAACGGAUCAGUGUGUCCAUUCAGUGGACAGUUCAGAGGGGCGAGCAGCCAGUGUUCCGCCCUCGUGAAGAGCACAUGUACUGGGCGUAACCAAAUACAAAUACAAACUAAGUGUGGCCCGCACAAUGCAGCUUUAGGCAAAGAUUUAACGUGUCUCACAAGUUGGUCACAUCGAGGGUCAUCAUAUAUAAUUGCUAAAUCUAAAGAUUCUUCAUCUGAUGCGGCUAAUUGUUUUGUAUUCAGAAAUCAUAGCAACAGUUUAGAAUUCACAACCGAUAGAAUCUGUAAUUCCGAUGCCUCACAUAUAUUUGGUAUCCCUCUAAAAUAUACACUCACCCCGCAGGCUGGAUCCUGCGUGAAUUAUAUAACUAAAAAUACGGAGCCACCUCCUGGUCCCAUUAAAGAAGAAAACAUUGAUAGAAUAGUGUAUACUAAACCAGACAGCCAUUCUGAUUCAAAUAGCUCAGCUGGAUCUCAGAGACAUCUAUUAGACAGUUUAGUAGUUAUUUCAGUAUUAAUCCUUUCACGUUUGCUAAUCUGUCGAAGGUAG
Molecule: messenger RNA, 2313 nt
Organism: Owenia fusiformis
Lineage: Eukaryota; Metazoa; Annelida; Polychaeta; Sabellida; Oweniidae
Source: the annotation of a GenBank genome assembly